Molecule: messenger RNA, 2078 nt
Organism: Ilyonectria robusta
Lineage: Eukaryota; Fungi; Ascomycota; Sordariomycetes; Hypocreales; Nectriaceae
Exons: 4
Coding region: 264-1847 (527 amino acids)
Biological process (GO): positive regulation of transcription by RNA polymerase II; meiotic cell cycle
Cellular component (GO): nuclear chromosome
Molecular function (GO): DNA-binding transcription factor activity; DNA binding
Source: RefSeq, a predicted model, not a curated record
CUCUUUCACUGCGUUGCGCUCUUGGCCAACUCAAGAGAGGUCGGUCGUCUGAUCUUGUGCAGAACUCCCCAGCAACAACCGCGACAAACCGCUGUCGCUUGCCAUCGCCGCAGCUGUUAUCGCCGUCGCUGUCGCCGCCCGAUCGCCGCCUCCAGCUGUUCCCGCGUCUUUCGGAGUCUCACGGACGCUCGCAGGGGUUCCCGCGUCGCUGAUCUCACGGCGCACUGGUCCGAUGAAGCGAUGACAAGCAACUAAACAAUGCCAUGGCUACCUACAACUCGAUGCCGGGGCUGUCCACGGGCGCCUCUCCUAGAGAUCCUAUGGUGAUGAAUCUCGGUGCCGGCCAGCCUCAGGGCUUGGGCAUCGACGUCUUCGACCAAGAGUUGACGUUUGAUGAGUCCCUACUCGAUGGGACCACAUUGCAGAACCUUCCCUUCACCCCUUCGUACGACCUAGAGACUUUCUCCACGACUUUCGAAGAUCCCUUUUCCUAUUCCUCCCGUCAAUUCGAGUCGGCCCCGAACCAAGAUGUUUUACACGAGGAGGAGUCGCCACAGGAGCUCGACAACAAGCUCCUCGGCUUCUCCGCCCCAGUCUCGAGCGCGACCGUCAUUGACGAAACGGGGCAGUUUUCAGAAACAGCCAUGAGCGCAGAAUUGUAUGGCAUGUUUUUCGUUGCCGAGGAUGUUUUUGGCGGCGAGACGAGUGGACGACCGCUCGAGUUAACCUGCUACCGCCGCAAUCUUUGGCAAUGCUCUGGCCAGAUAUCACUCCCUCGGAUCGUCACCAAUGUUGUGAACGAGCAGGGAAUCCAAAUCCCAAUCUUCGAAUUGGUCGCAUCAAUCACAGCCACAGAGUCAAUCGAAAACAAACCCACCGAGAUUAUAUCGAUUCCCUGGAAGAAUGCAAGUGCCCCGCCAGGCGAUGAAUCCAAGGUUGUUGGGGCGCCACUAAACAUAACUUUGGAUCUCGCCUCUGGCCAAGAGAUUGAUGCAAACCGAGUCUCUAUGCCCAUAUCAUGGAAGCGGCUCCAAUUCAAGCAUGCUACAGCCAACAAUGGUCGAAGAAAGGGCCUUCAACAGCACUAUGUCGUGAGAAUAGGUCUCCACGGCAAGUCAAAGUCUGGAGAUCUCAUCAAGAUCGCCGAGAUCCAGUCUGGCCCAGUCAUUGUCCGAGGGCGUAGUCCGAGGAAUUUUGACAGUAAGAAGGACGUUCCUCUUACGGGCGAUAACAAGCGAGUAGAGAGGAGGAAUACUGCGACUCCUGAUAGCUCCGCAGUCAAGAUGGCACGGGAGAAUUCACAGGCAUUCAUGCAUCGAUACCCCUCCCUCGGUAACAUUCAGCAACCAAACGAAUGGACAGCAUCACCAUCAAUCCCCCAGCCACUCCCUAGCCCCCAACCUGGUCAAAAUCCACAUCCCGCCAAGAGGGUGGCCAUAUCAUCAAAUGUCUCGAGGCCACCGAUCCCAGCUUGGUCAAACGAGCCAAGUAAUUUAACCAAAUCAUCAACUGCCCAGAACAUCCGAGGCGUACUACCUCGUCAGAACUCUUCACUCCCGAUCAAUCUCUCACUGUCCGAGGAUGAGAGAAGUCCAAAUCGCUCAAGUUCCGAUUUACAAAGCCCCCAGCCCGGAAAGGCUGCUGCUGCUGUGGGCCAGAACACUGAUCAUAGCCCCUCGGAGGAUGCAGAUCCCCUAUACGAAUAUUUUCCUUUGACGGUUGACGAUUGGAUGCCUCCUGUCGAUGCUGUCUACAGACCACAUGUCGUUCACCAUACCAUUGUCCCACCCGAGAUGAAGGCGCAGCAGCUGAGGAGCAAGGCGAAGCGAUACUUUGCACCUGAAUGAGUAGGCCAAUAGCCAUUGGAAGUUUUAAUGAUUCAUGAACUGGUGGGAGCCUGGAGUGCCAUUCUUGUACAUCUAUCUAUUUGCAUUUCAAUUUGUACAAUGAUAUCAACCGUGGGGCGGCGGGGCAUUAAUUCCCCCAAGCAGGGCACAGGCCAGACAACCCGAUAUAUCUGCAACGAAACAAGAGUUGCUCAUAUACCCUAGAUUUGAAUUGGAAGCUAAUUACAUUGA